UCCGGUUAUCAGUUUUAUCAUCAUAUCAAUAUUUGUUUCUGUUUCGUCAUCUAAUUGUUGAUAAUUCAUUUUCCUUGCUUAUAAUUUAUUGAACAAUUUAUUUUGGGUAAUUACACUACCUCUUCGUGUGCAAAAUCAAAAAAAAACGUAGAUAAGCUCGUCUGAGUGAUUUCCCUAAGCCAUAUAAAAUAAAAAAAAGGAGACAGUCAAAUCAUUUCUCUCAGAUUAAGCAAUGGCGAUGGCUAACGGUACACUAGUCGUGAGCUUAGUUCUUAGUUGUGUGGUAUUUAUAGUUUGUGACAUGAUUAGUAUUCCAAGCUACUAUAAAUGGUCAUAUGAAGAAAGGGAGGAUUUAUUCUGCCCAGACAAUUGCAAAACAGCACACGUUCCAGAACGGUGUUGCUCAUGUGAAGGACAGCGCUGCUGGGUGCUAAACACAACAUUAUGUCCGGUUAGAGUGCUGUCUGUGGAAUAUACGGAUAUAUUUGGAACAAAUGUUAUAUUAGGACCAAACAAUUUUUCCUUUGUUGAAUAAAACCAUACAAGGGGAUUAUUGACGAAAAUUCCAGGAAAUAUAUGUACUUGGGCGACACAGUUAGUAAGUUUGGAUCUACGACACAACAGAUUGACAGACGUAAAUCUCGUUCAAUGUCUCAAUAAGUUAGAUACUCUGCGUUUAGAUUUUAAUUUGAUAAAAUAUAUUGACAAUACAACAUUUACCAAAAUGAAAGAUUUGAGGGUGUUGACAAUGUCACAUAACUUGAUUAUGAGAUUAGAUCCAAAUGUAAGAAUCGUUGAAGGCGGAAAUAUUCCAAUCGUAGACUUUUCUGACAAUCAUAACAUGGACUUCUUAGAUAUAUCAAACAUGUUCAGGCCGGGACCUUUUUGCACCCUAAAUUUCACAAACUCGUACAUUGAGCAUAUAACAAACGAACUUGGGUUCGUUCUGGAAGAAGUUAUACAUGGUCCGGGAGAUAUACUGUUAGAGCAUACUCAUAUUGGAAGCUUUAUAAAUUUUAUAUCUAUUGGGUUAGAAGAUCUAGCAGAGCUUGGCAAGUACUUUGAAGGUCAGAUGAAUAUAGACGCAAGUUCUAUAAACUGUGACUGUACUGUGUUUCCCAUUCUAGAUUCAAUGGGACCUGAGAUUGCAAAAUAUUGGAGAAAUGUAGAUAAAGAAACAUUUGUAUGUCAAAGUCCUGAAAGUAUGAAAGGGAAAAAUCUGACAGAUAUUAUCGAAACUGGAAAUUUUGAAAAGUUAACGUGUGACCUCAGUGAAAAACCUGACUGUCCUCGUUACUAUUGUCACUGUAUUGAUAUGCCAAGUGAACAUAAGGUACUCGUAAAUUGCACGGGGGCUGGUUUAACAUCAAUGCCAGAAGAAAUGCCGGUCGGAGCAUGGAAUAAUUACAAGAUAGAUCUAAUUCUUGCUGAUAUCAAAAUAACGGUGCUGCACGAAAGAAAUUAUUAUUCAAGAUUAGUCAGUCUAGAUCUUCGGCAAAAUAAUGUAACAUUUUUCACAGAGAAAGCUGCUGGAAACAUCUCAUCAAAACUAAACAUUGAAAGCCAGAUACUUGUAAAACUUCCAUAUACUCUACACCACAAAAGCCCUAACCUUAUCACGUUUGGUCCACAUCCAAUCGUUUGUGAUUGUUCUAACACAUGGAUUGGGGAGUGGAUACGUCUAAAACACGGACAUGGUAGGCUGAAUUGUUCAGUAAAUGGAGAAGUUGUACCGGCAGAAGAUGUAUCCGAGCUCACUUUGAACUGUAACAAAUACACACUUUUACCGUCGGCAGCUAUAGUCAGUUCUGCUAUCGGAGGUAUAACUUUAUUUGUUGUGAUUACUGGUCUUUGCUUUUUGUUCCGCUAUGAGAUAAUGAUUAUGAAACGUACGUUAUUUAGAAAGGAGUUUACUGAAGGUUUACACAAUAUUGACGUAUUUCUGUCGUUUUCUGAAGAUAAUGAUGACGUUUUCGUAUGGUGAGUCGAUACAUUAAACCGGCAUUGCUUGAAGCUGGAUAUACGGUUUUUAUUCCGUGGGGAGACAUUCCUUAAGGAAUUCAGCGAGAUGAUGAGCUAGCAAUUGCGGUGGACCGUUCAGUCAAUAACGUUAUCGUCUUGUGUGAUAAAUAUAUGGAGGACUACCAGACUGUUUCAGACUUAGAAACCAUUUGGAAUUCAUUUCUUGCUGACGGAGCAAAACAAAUUAUACUAAUUUUAAAACUAUGAAAAUUUAGAUUCAAAUGCAAUCAAAGACGAAAGACUGCGAGCUGUGCGGAGAACCAGGUGUCUUGAUUUUAUAUCACGUGAUAGUAAACUUAUUUCUCGGCUAGCAAAUAAGCUUGGGAUACCUUUGUCCCUAAAGAAACCUGAUAAUCUGACCGAUGGGGUUUCAAAAAGUGAAGAUGAUCUUACAUUCGAAGAAAACGUCAGUAGUUUAGAUAAUGUACAAGGCCACUUCCUAGACCCCGAAGUCAACGUAAAUGACAAAGUCUCAGUAUUUGACAGACUUGCAAUGCCUAGAGCUUCAGAGUGCAACUGUAAAUAUAGAAAAUGCUACUUGCAUGGUCAGGAACUGAUUCAAAGGCCUAGAACAUUAACACUGAAUACACAGGUGAACAAAGUUGUUCCCUUGUAACCCAUUGUGUUUAAGCUGUAUUGGUUAAAUCUCGUUUCAGUUUUAUCUUGUUUUUCUGAAUGUAAAUCUAAAUAAGUACUAACCCUUCAUAAAUGCGUUAUUUGUUGUUUUGUGUUCAACAGUAUGUUAAAAUCAACUGCACUUUUGAAAGUUGCUCGAAAGUCAAAUUUUGGUGCACCUGGUAAGUUGAAAUCAUGCUCAAUCUGGUUAUGUCAUACAAAUGUAUACAUGUAUUCAUUAGAUUAACAUCUAUCAUAGCAAAAUGCCAUUAUCUAUCUAUUAAUACUGUAAUGAGACACAGCCCUUGCUUGAUCCUUUAGCUUUUAAGGUAAUCUGUAUAAUAUAGAUCUUUGAUGGUCUGAUUUUGAAGAAUUCUAAUAUUGCGUGUUUUUUUAACUCUAUCAACCUGAAAUAAAGACAAUAAAAAAUUAAACUGUGAAGUGUUGUUAAAGUAUGCAAUAAACAAGGACAGUUUAGUAAGAUUUGUGAUUAUGUAGUACUUACCAGGACUAUAAAUUUUCUUAGCCGUAUAUGUCUUUUUCAUACGUGUUUAACUACCCAAAAUUAACGGUAUAAAGUGCGAAUGUUUUUCAGUAUCGGAUAUAAGUAGCCAUAAAAACAAGUAUUUAUGCAUUUGACUUUAUAAAGUGGCGUUUUGUAUGAUAGCCAGAUACGAUGCACAAUAUGAUUGGUUACUAAAAUGUUUAAUGGCAUGACAGCAUUGUCACAAAGUAACACUGUCGCGCCUCAGUUGUUGUAUAGAUAUAAAGCAAUUUAUUGCAUCAUCUCUUUCGCAUUUUGAGACUAAGAGUAUUUAGCUUCAUUCUUACAUGAAUGAUGUAACUAUGUAUUGAGAAAGUUAGGUUUCUUCUUAUGUCCGAUUUACUUUUUAUUUAAAUAUAAAAUCCUUGGGAUGGGCCUUAUUAUUGCGGGGUUUUGCAAAUAGUCAUUUGCCCGUGGAAAGUGUUUUCUUUUCCCGCCUAAAUUAGCUUAUAUAUUUAAUGUAAUGUUUUGGAUAAAAAUUGCGAACAUAAGAACAAACAUGUAUUCACGUAUAUCGAUUUUUAGAAAUAUAUUUUAUGAGCUUAAAAUUGCAAGGCAUGUGAAAUAUUGUUAUACUAAAAUUUUUGUUACUGUUACUUUUUGGUUUCUGUUGUAAAGAAAGGUUCUUGAAAUGCAUUCUUACUGGUCUACGCGUCAACCGUUGUUCAUCGCAGAAUAUACAAACCUUGAUUUCCUUCUUUGUUUAACUGGAAUCAAAUCGAGCCAUGUUAGAAUGAAUAUUUACUUGCUUGAGAAUUGGACUGCAGUUAUUUUAAAUUUACUUGUAUAUAUAUUCGCAUCAUUAUUUUCCUCAUUUCAUUUUACUAAUGUAGAUCUAUAAGCAGAAGGAGUGUUAAAUAGUGUGAAGUAAUUGUGACGUAGAAUCAGUGAUGUAUCAAAUAUAGCACAUUUCUUAUGACUUUGAAGCACUUGACAUUUCGAUAACUUACAGAUUUUAUGGGGUAUUAAAGGGACUAUCUUGUUUGCCCUUAUUUUAUCACAUAUUGUUUUCAGAGAACCUACAUAUUGUAUGGUGUACUAAAGGGGACGAUUUCUGCCUUUAUUUUGUCGCACAUUCUUUUUUGGAACCUAUGUAUAGCAUGUUGUACCUCAGGGUAAUAUUACAUGCCCUGAUAUUUUAUGUGUCAUGUUGUUUACCAUGCCAUGUGUUACCUAUUUUAGCUUUUUACCCCAGAUGUUUAUACAUGGAGGAAUAUGUCUUUUAGCCCGGACGACCUAUACCUGGAAGAAUCAAAUUAAAUUUUUAUCCCCUUGAAGACCCUAGACCUGGGAAGCAACUUCGUUUACCCCCAGAAGACCUCAAAUCUGGAGGAACGUCCAGAUUUUCAUAUUCCGACGAUCUGUUGUACAAUCCUACUACCUUUGUGCGACCAAUUCCCUAGUGUUCUGAUUUUGGAAGAUUCGAAACAGUUCGAAGAAACAGACACUACCAAGAGCCUAAAAUGAAACGUGCAUGACUGACCGGAUUUUACUUUUAAGUACCAUUCAGUUCUUUGACAGUCUUAUCACAGUGUUAUGACUUUUUCUUUACGUCAUUAUAGUUAGCACUUUCGAGUAUUAAAAAGUGCAUUCUUUAUCCAUUGUUAUUUUUCAUCGUUUUGUUAUUAUUUGUAAAGAUUUGUCAAUAUUUCAGACUUGUUUGCUGUUGUUCUGAUUUGAUUUUGUGGUCUGUUUGUCCGUCUGUCCUCCUGUCCUGUGAGAGGCAUACAAGCAGCCACAAAGUAAAAUCCAUAUUUUGCUGAUAAGAUCGGUAAAAUGUGUUUCACUGAUAGAAAAAAAAUGUAUCAACUUUUGAGUUAGGGUACAUUCUCAAUUCAAUUUGUUAAUUAUAUAUUACGAAUAUGUUAAUUUAGAUAUACAAUCAUGCAUUUAAUUAUUCAAAAUUUGCCUUUUCAAUUUUACAUUUGAUAAAACAGAUCAGUUCAUAUGACUAUGUGUCUAGUAAGUGGUUUGCUGUCAUAAAUUGAGCAAUACCUUAAGACAGAUUUAUGUGUAUUUUGCAUCGUUUUUAAAUAAAGACGAGUAAAUUGUAUUACGCAAUAGGAAAGUAUUGUCUAAUGUAUUAAGGUGUGGUUAUUUGAAAAUCAAAUGGGUAAUGGUUAGCCCUAACCCCAACUCUAUUAAGUUUUGCAUUGCGUGCACGUCUCCUUUUAGCUACACCUCUACUACAAGUGCCAUAAAUGUUUUGUUUUAUAAUAUCUGAUUGCUAAAAAUAUAUUGAU
Molecule: messenger RNA, 5424 nt
Organism: Mercenaria mercenaria
Lineage: Eukaryota; Metazoa; Mollusca; Bivalvia; Venerida; Veneridae
Exons: 1
Coding region: 725-1984 (419 amino acids)
Source: RefSeq, a predicted model, not a curated record